GAUGCUUGUAAGAUGCGUUCCUCUCCAAAAAAUGUAUUCUUUCUUUCGAGUUUAACAUUAAUUUAUUUAAUUAAUGUAAUUUUUACGGUGGCUAUUCGGUGGAAUAUGGCUAUGAAGGUCAGCUGAGGCUGAAAAAUAUCCUGAGUGAACCGAAACUCGAGAAUUUCCAACGAACCUCUGUUAUAACUAGAAAUUUAUCAUGACGUCACGAUUGGACCGACUUUUUGUACUCUUGGAAACUGGAUCUAGUGCCGUAACUAGAAGAGCUGCAGCGCAACAGCUCGGCGAAGCCCAACGCCUGCAUCCACAUGAACUGCAUCAUCUUUUAGCUAGAGUUUCUACGUUAUUAAAAUCACCUCAGUGGGAUACGAGAGUAGCCGCUGCACAUGCCGUUCAAGCAAUACUGGCCCAAGUUCCGCAAUGGGACCCGAAACCCCUACACCUAAAUGUGCCUGACGCUCAGCUGCAACAAGAUGAAACCGAGGACGGGCAAGUACGUCAGUUCAGUAAAGCCAACAGACUCAGCUUGCGAGAUUUCGAUAUGGCAAGAGUGUUGGCACGUAGUUUACAUCUAACCGGAUCUGAGGGUAGCGAGUACGACUUAGUUGUUGCUGAGACAAGUGAGCAACCCAAUUCGCAGCAAACGGAAAAAAUUUUUGCUGCAAAAUUUGGUCUCCAUCCUCGACUCAUGGGCAUCGAUACCAAUGAAUUAUUCACAAAUGACGAUUUCGCACCAUCUGUGCAAGCGCCUGGUGCAUCGCAAAUCAAAAUGCCCAUCGACGAGACGAUGUGCCAACCCAGUGGUCUGAGCCGUCGAGAAAUGAAUCGUGCACGGCGUAAGGCACGUCAGUCAAUUUCAAAGCAACGUUCCAGGGAGCCCGAUGAUACGCAAGAUCAUCAAAGUUCGGUAACAAGUGGCAGUGGCGAACCGUUGCUUAAGAAGCCAAAACAAGAAGAAAACACGACGUCUGAAGCAUCGUGGAGUGGCGAUGAGGGAGGCAACUGGGGAGUGCCGGACGGAACUGGAUGUUGGCCUGACACAGCCGUCGAGUGGCCGCUUGAAUCGUUUGCAGAGAGUCUUUGUCAGGACCUGUUCAGCCAGAAGUGGGAAGUUCGUCAUGGCGCUGCAACCGCGUUGCGUGAACUUGUUCGGCUACAUGGAAAAGGUGCUGGCAAGUCACGAGAUCAAACAAAAGAAGAGAUGGAGGAAAAUCACCGUCGAUGGGUAGAAGACGCUGCGUUGCGACUGCUCUGCGUUUUGGGUCUGGACAGAUUUGGUGACUUUGUUUCAGAUCAAGUCGUAGCUCCGGUUCGCGAGACUUGUGCUCAGGCUCUGGGUUCUUUAUUGUUGUUAAUGCCAUGUACCGACAAUGCAGAAAAUGAUGAAAAUGGGAAGAAAACAAUCAAAGUGGAAGUCAAAACCGAAGAAGAUGGCGACAAAGUUAAAGAGGGCGGAGCGUUGGGGGUUUUGUCCGUUGUCUUGAAACUUCUCGAACAUAACGAAUGGGAAGCUAGACACGGCGCCCUUUUGGCACUAAAAUAUUUGCUAGCUGUGCGAGACGAUCUUCUCGACGAACUGCUACCGAGGGCAUUUCCAGCAGCUAUGCACGGACUCGCCGAUCCAGUGGACGACGUUGGCGCUGCAGCAGCGAGCGCUUUGAUUCCGGUCGCUGGCGUCUUGCCUAAACUUCUCACACCGUCGCAACUCGAAGCUGUCGUUUUACGACUUUGGGAACUCCUGCGUGAACAGGACGAUCUGGCCGCUGCCUGUAACAGCUUCAUGGGUCUACUUGCUGCAAUUUUGUCUUUACCUGCUGCCCGUGAACAUCUUACGCCGCAACCUUUAUCUAAGGUUUUACCAAGGUUGUGGCCAUUCUUAGGUCACUCGAGUUCGAGCGUGAGAAAAGCCACAUUGCAGACGCUGCUUACACUGACGGGAGACGAUGGAAAUCCCAAAGACGAGCAGGAUCGUUGGGGGGACGCUGGUGGCAGCGUUUUGCAGGAAGCUUUGCGCCAGGUGUUUCAGCGCGCAUUAGUGGAACACGUGGCUGCUAUACAAGAAGUGGCGGAGCGAGUGUGGCAGAAUCUUGUCGUACGGAGUGACCUGCAGUUGCUGCUGCUCGCUUCCUGUCCUCUCGUCAGCACGUGGCUUUGUCUUGCCAUGCAACCGGAACAUGUACCGUUUAGUCCUGCUCUCCUGGUUGCCGCUACAACAACUCAGCAUAACUCAAGACUGACAAAAAGUUGCGGCGGUAACGGAAGCGACGCCCAAUCAGAUUCGGGCAGUAGCGGUGGCUGCGGAAAUGGUGGCGGCAAGUCGGCGUCGGAAUUGAAAGUCUACAUAGGUGGUGUAGAAACUGUAGCUCCGGCUACGCGUCGAAGCAAUGUCGUUCGCGCACGUUGUAUGGCAGCGAGAAUGCUUGGCCUACUUUCCUGCUACGUUGUCCGUCCUGCUCCAGGGGUAAUUUACACCCCAGAUACACCCAGCCCUGCACUUUGUUACGCGAAAGUUCUGCUGGUUCAUUUAGCCUCACGAUCUGCCCUGCAACGCACCGUCGCGGGACUCACAAUGGCUCAUUGGGCAACCUUGGAACAACCCCAUCCGCCAGUUAUACCUGACAUUCUCAAGGAGAAGCUCCUGGGCUGUCUGAAUGAGUGCGUUUACUACGAUGAGAUUGCUGUGACCUUCACUCGCUUGUUACAAGAGACUCGUGACUAUAUCGCUACUCUAAAGCACUACAAGUUACCGCUCAAGGAAGGAACAGGUCUCGAUGCAGCAGCGAUUAGCACAGGGGUGAUGACUCUUGAACAAAUCACUAUACUUACGGGUAAAACUGUUUCCAGUCUGGUAGGCUUUGGAACUGCUGCCGGAAGCGGAAAUACUGCAGUGAAAUUGAAACCCAAAGUCUUGGACAGUUUGGAGGAACGACGACGUGCCAUAGAAUCAGGUGCUACUGCAACUGCGAUGCAACAGCAUGCGCUCAAUAUAACAUCCAUGGCGGCGCUGGCGGGAGCUGCAACAAUGCUGCGCUGUCUUCCGGGCGCAGAUUGUCCUCUCAAUCCUCUUGUAAAGCCGCUCAUGGAAUCAAUAAAACGUGAAGAAAAUGAUCAAUUGCAAAGUCUUGCUGCACGGCAUCUCGCACACCUUAUAGAUCUCUGCGUGGAAAGAAAACCCUCUCCAAAUCACAAAAUUGCUUCAAACUUGUGUAUGUUUCUUUGCUCGGACCCGGAGUUUACACCACGGAUAGUAGGCGACGUACAGCCAUUUGAGGGUAUUCUUACAUUGACAAACAGACAACGACACGCAGAAAGAGUGGCUUACAAUCGUGGCGGUUUCGGAGGUAACGGAGGUCGUGGUCCUGGGAGACCUCCAACCACGGAAAUACCACUUGAAGAGUUACUGGCGUACGAAGAACCGGAAGCAAAGGCAGCGAGAACUCGUCGUCGUGGCGCAACCCUAGCGCUUACCUCCGUAACAAAGUUGCUCGGAGCCCAGCUAUCCUCGCGUCUACCACGUCUCUGGGAACUGAUGUUACCAGCAGCUCUUAAAAAUUGCAGUCCCGACGAGUAUUCCUAUCAACAAAAUCAUCAGGAUGAAGCGACUCAAUUGGUGUCCAGUCUCCAAGUGCUGGAAACAGUCGCUCCGAGUCUUGACUUGUCCCUUUUACCUCCCGCCAUUGAGUGUGUACCACGACUUUGCAAUCUCUUGGCACAUCCUUAUAGAGCUGUCAGACACAUGGCUGCCCGUUGCAUUGCCGUAUUAGGCACUCUGCGCACCGAAGAGGUAAUGAAGCACGUAGUUCGAAGCAUAAUACCACUCUUAGAGCCGAGUAAUGACAAAGACAGCUCAAGUACGGAUAAGGUCAAGAUAAUAGCUCCCGCUGAAGUAGAUGCUAAACGUCAAGGAGCAGCCGAAUCACUCGCUUGUUUGGUCGAGAGCUUAGGCGUAGGCGUUGUUCCAUAUGCUGUUCUUCUUGUUGUACCUUUACUUGGGCGAAUGAGCGAUCAAAAUCAAGCUGUGCGUCUUACCUGCAGCGCAACCUUUGCAACUCUUGUUCAACUGAUGCCUCUCGAUCCUGGAGCUAUCGGAGAUCCACCUCUACUUGGGGAUGAAAAAGCUCAAGAAAGACAUUUUCUGGAACAACUAUUAAAUCCACGAAGCAUUCCUGAUACGAAAUUGCCGGUCCCAGUGUCGGCUGAACUGCGUGCUUAUCAACACCAGGGACUGAAUUGGCUUGCCUUUUUGAAUCGUUACCGGCUUCAUGGAGUUCUAUGCGACGACAUGGGUCUCGGAAAGACUUUGCAGACUCUAUGCAUGUUGGCCACCGAUCACUACCAUCAUCCGCACACAGUUCCCAGUCUCGUUGUUUGUCCGCCUACUUUGACUGGUCACUGGGUUUACGAGGCUGAAAAAUUCUUCAAACCAAAAGAUCUAUCGGCCUUGCAAUACGCCGGACCACCACCGGAACGUGAAAAGUUACGUCCACGGAUAACUCGGUAUCGGUUAGUUGUCGCCAGCUACGACAUCGUGAGGAAAGAUAUUGAAUUUUUUGAGUCCAUUCAAUGGAAUUAUUGUAUACUCGACGAGGGACACAUCAUUAAAAAUGGGAAAACAAAAAGUGCAAAGGCUGCCAAACGGCUCAGAGCACAUCAUCGUCUGAUACUUUCCGGCACACCGGUGCAAAAUGAUGUCCUCGAGUUAUGGUCUCUCUUCGACUUUCUCAUGCCUGGAUUCCUCGGUAGUGAGAAACAGUUCGCAGCACGUUAUUCACGACCUAUAUUAGCCAGUCGCGAACCCAAAGCGGGAGCGAAAGAUCAGGAAGCAGGCGCGUUGGCUAUGGAAGCUCUUCAUCGUCAGGUGUUACCUUUUUUACUGAGGCGUAACAAAGAAGACGUAUUGCAAGACCUACCUCCGAAAAUUACUCAGGAUUAUUACUGCGACUUGUCCCCGUUACAACGUACUCUUUACGAAGAUUUCCGUACACGACAUUCAGCGUCUCUCAGCAGCCCAGCACCGACUGACAAUCCGUUGGGUACACACGUUUUCCAGGCUCUACGUUAUCUUCGAAAUGUCUGCAAUCAUCCGAAAUUAGUGCUUACCCCACGCCAUCCGCAAUAUCAUUACGUUUGCGCUUCGCUUAAGCAUCAACAAAGUUCUCUGACCGACAUUGAACACGGCGCUAAACUUCCCGCACUAAAGCAACUCUUGCUAGAUUGCGGUAUCGGUCAGCAACAGCAGCAACCGGUCUCAAUGACUUCUAUAACGACGACGGAUGGCCAGCAGCAACAAUUGGUCAGCCAGCAUCGAGCGCUGAUUUUCUGCCAGCUAAAAGCCAUGCUAGAUAUCGUGGAAAAAGACUUGCUGCGAGUUCAUCUACCCACAGUUACCUAUUUACGUCUCGAUGGAAGCGUGCCGGCGUCGCAACGCCAUUCUGUUGUUGCCCGUUUCAACGCCGAUCCAUCUAUCGACGUUUUACUUUUGACCACUCAAGUCGGUGGGUUGGGAUUAAAUCUAACCGGAGCAGAUACGGUGAUAUUCGUUGAGCACGACUGGAAUCCAAUGAAAGAUCUACAGGCAAUGGAUCGAGCGCAUCGCAUCGGACAAAAGAAAGUUGUCAAUGUUUAUCGAUUGAUUACAAGGGCAACACUCGAAGAAAAGAUUAUGGGACUACAAAAGUUCAAACUGCUCACCGCUAACACCGUCAUCUCGACGGAAAACGCAUCUAUGGAAACCAUGGGAACAGAUCAGUUACUGGAUCUGUUCUCCUUGGAUACUAGCAAGGAUAAAAGAAUGGACGGACAGGGGGGUUCUGGUAGUGGCGAUGGAAACGAGUCAGGAUUUUCUGGCCUCGUUGGAGUUGGUCGAUCUGUGUUAGAAAGUCUCCCAGAGCUAUGGGAGCAGCAGCAGUACGACGACGAAUACGAUCUUGAUUCGUUCCUUUCAACGCUACGUGGUGAUAAUCAGUCAACUCCUGUUUAGAGCUGGAGAUCGAUCUGUUUGGCAUUGACAUUCUUGACACAUAGAUUUUUGUUUAUAGUAUCCUCCGUGUCUUGUGUCGGGAAACAGUGAACUUGACAAUGUUGAACCCUGAUUGAACGCAAUGACUAACAUUGCAUUGCCAUAUAUCUUCUCAUGUUGCACUAAAUUUAGAAAACUUUUUUUUACAGGCAAAAUAUUCGUCGCACAUGAAUUAAAGGUAUCAUUUUUUAUUCAUAGCCAAUGAAUUCUCUCUUUAGAUCAUGUAGAAAAUGGGAUCAUGUAGCGUUAAAAAGUGAAAAAUUUUAAUAUUAGUAAUUUUUAAGUAUGAAAUCGGGCAACCAAAUGCGUAAUUUAGCAAAGGCUUUAGAGAACGUGUCAAAUUCCAACACGCUAACUCGUGAUAUUUUUU
This is a messenger RNA of Diprion similis, 6389 nucleotides long. It is a transcript of the gene Hel89B, whose product is annotated as TATA-binding protein-associated factor 172. Lineage: Eukaryota; Metazoa; Arthropoda; Insecta; Hymenoptera; Diprionidae. Gene Ontology annotation, molecular function: ATP binding; ATP-dependent chromatin remodeler activity; DNA binding. The transcript is spliced from 15 exons. The record is from RefSeq and is a predicted model, not a curated record. Bases 200 to 5980 code for a protein of 1926 amino acids.